This is a messenger RNA of Mugil cephalus (flathead mullet), 2456 nucleotides long. RefSeq names its product leucine rich repeat protein 1 (gene lrr1). Gene Ontology annotation, molecular function: protein binding. Bases 640 to 1905 code for a protein of 421 amino acids. The record is from RefSeq and is a predicted model, not a curated record. The transcript is spliced from 5 exons. NCBI's taxonomy places the organism in Eukaryota, Metazoa, Chordata, Actinopteri, Mugiliformes, Mugilidae.
GAUUCAGAUUAGUUUUUUCCGUCUCUCUAACUCAAUAAUAGGUAUGUUUUAAUAAUAACAAACACCCAUGUUGAAAUUCUUCUCUAUGCGGACAAACAAAAUUACAGCACAGUAGAACAUACAAAAGUCACAUUUGUUAUUAUUAAUAUUUAGUGUAUACACAGAUCUAUAUUUUUAUUACGAAAUAAAAGAGACAUAAGAUGUGAAACGGGCGGCGCGCGCCUCUGUGAUGUCACUUCCCAGGCGCGCGGGAUUGUGCUGCUAACCACACUGCUAAUGGUAGCUCGACCAGCAACGACCAGGAGACACCAGAGGACAACAGAGGACCAGGAGACAGCAAAGGACAAGAGGACGGCAGAGGACCAGAGCAUCAGAAGACCUCGACCUUUACAGCGCCACAAGAUACUGUCAAGAAAAGUGCAGCUCGAAGGACUCGGUGUUCCGCUGUAGACGUUGUGUAGUUGUGUUGACAUCCAGCGAGCACUGACGUGUUAUGUGUCACCAGCAGUUUCGGAACGAAACGUGCUAGCUAGCGCAACUUUUCUGUCCUGUAUUUUUCCGCGGAAGUUUUCCUCUGGUAUGCAUUUACACCCCUCGUUCAAUCGGAAGCGGAGGCGUUUAUUUUAGGGACGGGUUGCGAUGAAGCUGCAGUGCGAUGUCGAGGUGGUGAAUCGGAUGCUCCCCACGUUUGGCAUGAAAAGUCGAGGGAAGGGGACCAGGGCUGUGCUGUCCAUCGGGAAACAUGUGGACAAGACGAGUCAACGCAGCAACAUCUACAUGAUGAUCUGCACAGCCAAAGACAGAGCGGGGGCAAAGUACAAGUUGAAAGACAACAUAGAGAAGUUCUUCACUUGGUUUGUGGAGGAUGGCAAGGCCACUGUGAGGUUAAAGGAACCUGCCGUUGACAUUUGUUUGAGCAAGGCUGACGCGAACAGCUUGAAGAAUUUCCUCUCAGCCGCUCGUUUAGCGGAUAGAGGAAGUGACACAAGCAGCCUUCCUCUGUCCACACUCACUCCUGUUCGUGCCAGAGAUGUAGAGCAACCCAAGAAGAAGCUGACCAUCACGUCACGGAAGGAUUACCCUCUCACCUCAAACUUCCCCUACUCUCUGGAGCAACUGCAGGUGUCAUACUGCAAGCUGUCACGUGUGGACAUGCGGAUGCUCUCCCUCAAAGCUUUACGCAAGCUAGACCUCAGCAACAACCACAUCAAGAAACUCCCUGCAACCAUCGGUGACCUCAGCUGCCUCUCUGAACUUAUCCUCCACAACAACCACCUGGAGGCCUUCAGCGAGGCCCUGUGCCUGUCCUCGCUGCAGCGGACCCUCCAAAUCCUGGACAUUAGCCAGAACCGACUGCAGGCCCUGCCCGCGCAGUUCUGUCAGCUCAGGGAACUGGUGAACCUCAAGCUGGACGACAACGAGCUCGUCUGUCUGCCGUUUCACAUCGGGCGACUCUCGAAGUUGAGGUUCCUGUCCGCGGCGCACAAUCAGCUGGCCGUGCUGCCCAGUGACUUUCGCAAACUCAGUCUGGAGAACCUGGACUUGUUUGGAAAUCCGUUCGUCCAGCCCAACCCUCUGGACCACACGAUGAAACUUAAGUUUCCCAUUCCUCUUCAAGAGAUGGCCUCCAGGGCUGUGGUUCAUCUCAGGAUACCGUAUGGACCUCACCUCAUCCCUGCCCACCUGUGUCGGGACCUGGAAGUAGCCAAGACCUGCGACUGCGGCCGUGUCUGCAUCAGUUUCUACAUCAAGACAGCAGUGAGCAUGAACCUGCACCAAGUCUCUCACACGGUGGUGUUGGUGGAUGACAUGGGAGGCACAGAUGCACCGGUGCAGCAGCACUUCUGCUCGCUAUCCUGCUACUCAGAAUUUUUAGACAACUCCCUCCAGAGAGGAAUCAGAUGAGGAGGAACGGACUCGGUUGAAGGAAGAAGAGAACAACGACAGAUGGAAAUUGCUCUGAAUUCUGCAAUAGUUUGUGCUGUGAGAUACUGUAGGGUGACGUCUGAUGAGACAGGAGGCUGCAGUAGUAAAUAGCCCAGUGGUACACUUUCCUUGUAAGGGCUUUAAAUGAAAGGACACUAUUGACUCUGUUAAACUUUGUUUUUAGAAGUGCUUCAAGCCGCUUGUUUUACAAUCACCUUCAUCUAAGAUGGCUCUUAAACCGUGAUGGCGAAAUAGAGAAGCACAGAUAUCUCACGUACUUGUAACAUAGUGUCAGUGACUGACACAAAAACACUUGCUGCCGGCAUCUGGUCCUUCAUGCCUUUUAGAACAAACUGUAAGUUCCCCUACUGACCCACUUCCGCUAGAAAGGAACAAAGACAUGAGAGGAACUUCCUGAACACAGUGCCUCAGGGUCCAUAAACGGUCCAAGGGAGUUGGUUUUUACUGUGCUGAUGACCCACACUUUUUUUAUAUGUACAUGAAAAAUUCAAUAAAAGCAUUCAUUGUCA